AUGGCGAUAGUAUCUGAUGACGAGGUUCCAUCCGAGCGAGAGGUCUACACUUCCGACACCACCAGCACCGACGACGACGAUUUCCAGCCCUUUGCGCUGCCUGACGUCGGAGUAGAGCCUACUGAUGGCCUUCCUGUCGGGGACUUACCACUUGCGGUGAUCCCUGCUCCUACACCGCUUGCUACUUAUCCAGUUGUUGAUAUGCCCCUCGAUGUCGUUUCUAACGACGAUGUCGAUCUGUUUAAGGAGGACCCACCUGAGGCUGACCAUGAGGGCGGGGCCCCUAUUGUUGCUGAUGUCAUCUUACCCAUUGCUGAUGCUCCUGCAGAGGAGGGAGAGCAGCAUCACUCUCACGACGCCGACCCAGACAUGGCGUUAUCAGCUGCACCUGAGCAUGACCCUGUUCAUGACGAUGCACCCGCUGUUGGCCCUUUUAUUGAUGAUAUACCCAUUGCCAAUCAACCUAUUGUUGCUCCACCGUUGGUGGAUGAUCAUGUUGUUGACGCUCCUGUUGACGCUCCACUCUUGAUGGAGGAUCAUGUUGUUGCACGACUUCCUGAUCCCGUGCCGGUGCUGUUCGACCGUGCACCUUUUACUGCCCAUAUAGAUCCACGAUACGCUGACACCCGCAAUGGGUGGAUAGAUGAUGACGACGAUUACCCACCAUUUAUGUUCCCUGUUAAACCCCCUGACAUACCGCCACCGCGUCCUGGAGAGGGGUCAUCUAGGCAGCCGCCUGUUCCUGUUCCACCCACGCUGUCAUCCCCUUUUCCAUUCGCGUCUCAGUUUCCCACUGUUGCACCACCUACUGCAUGA
Molecule: messenger RNA, 816 nt
Organism: Helianthus annuus (common sunflower)
Lineage: Eukaryota; Viridiplantae; Streptophyta; Magnoliopsida; Asterales; Asteraceae
Exons: 4
Coding region: 1-816 (271 amino acids)
Source: RefSeq, a predicted model, not a curated record